UCCCCCCUGGCCGAGCGAAGGUGACGGCCCCGUGUGGCUCGCGCGGCCCAGUGGGGCGGUAUCGGUCGCGGUGGAGACUUCACCUGCCACGGGCUCUCACUCUGACCCGGUGAACAUUGUAAGAGUGAGGAGGGCAGGAGCCGAUAUCAGUUCCAUUGGAGAAGCACCAUAACCGGCGACGAGCGGCACAAGGUCGGAGCGUCAAAUUUGCAUUCGGAGCGUGCGCACGAGCUGCGGCACGGCGGUGACGACGCCGGGCAGACGCCGCGCUGGACCGAGCAUCGUAAGGAAAACGGCGACCGGCCGACCGAGGACACCAGGACAUUUCCUGCAGGACCGACUCAGACCGGCGUAAACCGCUCAGGAGCGACCCACGCGGAGACUGCCGCGAUUCUGAUAGAACGUCCAGUGCAUGCGUGCGUGCGUUCGUGCGUGCGUGAGAAAGUGACGAGGUUGAGCGAGCAAAACCGUGUCCUGUGGUGGAACAAAUGAUCCCAAACAGCGAGUGGUAACGGGAUCGCCCAUCCGAUCCACCUCAUCCAUAUCUUCCUUUCAUCUCCAAACGGGACCUUUCUCCUCCGUCAAACGUUCAGGAAGAUGCGGCCGCUGCCGACACUUCUCUUCGCCUGUCUGAUCGUCGCGUCUGUCACGACACAGCUGACUGACGACGGGGCCUACCAGCUCUUCGACGAGUUCCACGAGUGGAGACUGCGCGAUGACCCCGAGUUCGCCACCCGACAGGGGCGCCACGAGUACGAUCACCAGCUGACCGCCCGCUCGGCCGCAGCUGAGGCCAGCAGGGUGACAACAUGCGAGACCUAUCUGAAGGAAGUCGACCGUCUCCUCAGCAAGGAGCCUUCAUUCGACGUCACCACCAGCCUGCUGGCUCUGAAGGCCCUCCUGCAGGACUUUCUGGACGGUUUCGAGCACACCGGCUACCUGCUAGGCGUGGACUCUGAUCUGGGCGACCCAGCGGCCACGCUGGCCGACCUCGCCUCCUGGACGUCUCUGAGGACCGAGGAGGCCCUGGAGAGCUGGCUGAGCCGGCUGACGGCGCUGCCCCUGCAGCUGACCGAGCUGACGGAGGUGAUGCGGCUGGGGAUGGAGCGCGGCAUCACCUCUCACCGACUGGCUGUGGAGCUCCUCCCCGAGAGUCUGCGCGCGCGUAAUGUGUCGGUAGAGGAGAGCGAGUACUUUGCGCCGCUGAGGGACGCGCCAGACACCAUACCGGAGGAAGUGCGACUCACACUGCAGGAGCGCGGACGCGAGGUGGUCGCCGAGUCCGUCCUCCAGCCGCUGAUGGACUUUGCCGACUUUAUCGAGGACGAGUACCUUCCGCAGACGCGGACGGAACUGGCGGCCAGCAGCCUGGGCGAAGGGUUCUAUGAGACCUGCCUGGCUAAGUUUACCUCAGACGCCGAGCUGACGCCAGCGGAGGCACAUGAGCACGCUAUGGACGAACUGGAGCAUCUCGAACAGGAAAUUUCAGACGUCGCGGCCGAGAUGGCCUUCACCGGAUCAAUAACCGAGUUUUAUGAACGCCUGGACACGCAGGAGGAGCUCUUCUUCCCGGACGAGGAGUCCCUCCUGCUGCAACUGACGGAUGUCAUAGAGCACCGUAUUGCGCCGCAGCUGCCGGAGCGGCCGUUCGGUCAGCCCCGGUAUCAGCUGGACGUGGUGCCAGACGCCGACGCCGACAACGGCACAGAGUUUGUGCGCUACCGCGGACCGACGGCCGACGGCGUACGACCAGCCCGGCUGCUGGUCAACACCGCCCGGCGCACCGCCCGCUUCGAGUUGCUGUCGGCCGCACUGGCGGAGGCGGCGCCCGGCCGGCACAUGCGCCGCUCGCACCAGCUGGACGAGACCGAGCUGCCCGAGUUCCGGCGCAGUCCCGACGACCAGGCGGCCACGGGCGUGGCGCCGUCCGGCUGGUCGCAGCACGCCGCGCUGGCCGACGGCUGGGCGCAGUAUGCCGCCUCGCUGGCGGGAGAGCUGGGGCUCGGCGAGACGCCACUGGAGCGGCUCGGCUGGCUGCGGCGCGCCGCGCUCUGCGAGGCCCGCCUGGUCGUCGACACGGGCGUGCACGCGCUGGGAUGGAGCGCCGAGCAGGCGGAGCAGUUCCUCUCUGAGCGGGUGGCGCUGUCUGCGGACGCAGCUGCCGCCGAGCUGCGGCGCAUCGUCACCAGCCCGGGCCGGGCGGCCGCCUGCGCGGUGGGCGCCGAGCGACUGCGGCGGCUGCGCGGGAGAUUAGCCGGCCAGCUGGGCGGCGGGGUGGACAUGCACCGCACCUUCGAUCGGAUCGUGCUCGGCUGCCCGGGCCCGCUGUCCGUGGUCGAGCGCUGCGUGGACCGCGAGGUGGCGCUCAACAGCCUGAAGCUGAACCCAGCGGAGGUGAAGGCGGCGGCGUCCGCGACCAGGGUCUCCCUGUUGCUGACCAUGGCGACACUCGCCGCAGCCGCCCUGGCAGGGUAACACAGUCGCGGAUUUGGGAGCCAGAGCGAAGCCGAGUGCGCGGUGGAGUGACAUAUUACUAAGAGGAUCAGGGAUGACCGAAAGCCUGAUAACAGCAGUAGCAGAAACUGCUCGUAAGGCCAGGUUUUUGCCUGUGUUGGCAGGCUGGCAGCUGUCAGAACCCGUAGAGCGUAUUGGUGUAACAAGGCUUAAGCCCUACAUAUAUUUUCAAGGGAGCAAUUAGCAUGUUUAUGCACAAUACACAUGCACCUGAUUAAGCCAGAUAUACACUACCCUUGCUAGCCAAUGUUAACACAAUCAGACGACAGAGAUCAAGCACAGUUGGCUCAUGGCUGAUGAUGUAAAGUGAUUAAUAUUAUGUAAUAUGCUGACAAGUGACAUUCAAUGUUACUGAAUAUCUAUGCAGUCAUAUUCAAUAAAGAAGUGUGGAAAUGG
This is a messenger RNA of Amphibalanus amphitrite, 2910 nucleotides long. RefSeq lists its product as uncharacterized. The transcript has 2 exons. NCBI's taxonomy places the organism in Eukaryota, Metazoa, Arthropoda, Thecostraca, Balanomorpha, Balanidae. The coding region runs from base 598 to 2475 and encodes 625 amino acids. The record is from RefSeq and is a predicted model, not a curated record.